Messenger RNA from Culex quinquefasciatus (southern house mosquito), 416 nucleotides. Its product is annotated as endocuticle structural glycoprotein ABD-5. Gene Ontology annotation, molecular function: structural constituent of chitin-based larval cuticle. Bases 1 to 399 code for a protein of 132 amino acids. The record is from RefSeq and is a predicted model, not a curated record. Lineage: Eukaryota; Metazoa; Arthropoda; Insecta; Diptera; Culicidae. Gene Ontology annotation, cellular component: chitin-based extracellular matrix. The transcript has 3 exons.
AUGAAGCCGGUACUGUGCAGUUUUGUUCUUGUGGCAGUUGUUUGCUGUCUGGUUCAAAGUGCUCCCACAGAAAGUAGUGUCAAUGUUAAGAACUCCGAUCUCAAGGUGGUGGAUCAGUCUAACAACCACGACCCGGAAGAGUUCAACUGGAGCUACGAGCUAAGUGACGGUCGGGAAGUGCGUCAAAAUGCGUUCUGGAACACCAAACCGGACGGAACGAGGUACCUGGAAGUCAACGGACUCUACAGUUACGUUGGCCCAGACGGAGUCAAGUACACGGUCAGCUACUUUGCCGACGAGACUGGCUAUCAUCCGACCGUGAUUGUUGGUGAUCAGCCGUUGUAUCCCGAAGGACCGCAGGACAUUGAUCCGAAAGUGCUGGCAUCGCUGCUCGGAUGAAUGAGUUGGGAUCUUCU